ACGACCAAACGCAGAACUCCCAACUAACUGGCUUAACAAAAAGCUAAGUCAUAUUAUAGCUAGAUUGUGGUCAAGUUCAUCUAUUGUUAAUGCUAAAAUAUAAAAUAGCUAAAGCUCAAUAUUAAUGUCGGUAUAGGAGUCUUCAUAAAAAUCAAACUCAUAAGUGUUGAGAGAAGCUUAGUAUGGAUGUUCAAGUAGAAGGAAAGGCCUUUCAAAGGCAUGGAGGUUCAAUUUUAGGACAAACUUAUUGACAAACUCGAAAUGCAACCCUCAUUGACUGCCUCGAGUGAAAGUCUUUAUGAUCAGCUCGAAAUGCAAACAAUCAGGACCAAGUGAUAGAAUAGGAAUGUUAUGACUAUUCUUCCUGUAAUUAUGUUGUAAUCAUGCUAGUCAUAUUAGGCAUUAGUUUGACUUUAACCUAUUCAUUUUUGUAUAUAUAUUGAAUGACUAUCAAUGAGAAAGGUACCAAAUUAUUUCCAUAUUCUUCCUAUCUUACAUGGUAUCAGCUUCCUAAAGAUCCUACCCUAAUUCUUCCGCUGCAGCCGUCGCCGUGCUCUCCGCACCGCCGCCGCUGUCCUCUGCACUAGCCGCCACUGUGCUUUCCUCUCCAAGCACCACCGCCGCCGCUGUGCCUCUCACCCUCAUUCUUCCCUCACGCGCGCUUGGCCCACUACCUCCGCCGCACCUCCCAAUUCCUCCCUUCUCCACGCGACCGGCCCACUGCCUUCGCGUUUUCUCCCUCCUUCCUUCUCCGUCGCCGCUGUCUCUGCAAGUUCCCAGCGUCGUCGUCCUCUUCGCGAGUUGUUCCUCUCUCGCAGGAUACCAGCGCCGCCGCCUCCUACCGCCGCGCCGCCACUGCCCCUCGCACCGACGACCGCCACCCUUGCCCGCAGUCGCCGCCGCCCCUGGUUGCUAGCCUCUCGCGCCGCCAGCACACACACCCCGAUCUGCGUUUCACUUGAACGCAAACCCGGGUCCAAACACCCAUCACGACCCGACCCGGAUCUGUUUCCAGCGAACCAGACCGAACCGGUUCGCUCAGCCCGGUUUGGCCAGGCCGCCCGGUUCAGCCACCAGCAGUUAAAAAAAAAAAAAAAAUCUUAUUAAUUUUUUCUGCUGAUUCUCAUGGCUGAUUCCACUUCCAUCGAUGCUUCCUCCACUCCUCCGGUGGUUGCCUCCGCAGCUCCUCCUCCGGCCCCGCCGGCCAAAUCCGAUUUUCACCCGGCCCUGACCGUUUCGAAUAUUAGGAAUAACAUUCCUAUUAUUCUUGACGUGGAGACUGACCGCUAUGGCACCUGGGCGGAGCUGUUCCGCAUUCAUGCUCGUUCUCACAGAGUUUUGCAUCACAUUGUCCCUACUGCGGACAAACCACCUCCACCGGUGACUGAUCCUGCCUAUGAGCAGUGGGCCACUUUGGAUGCUACGGUCCUUCAGUGGAUUUAUUCCACCAUCUCUGUUGACCUGAUGACUAAUAUCAUGGAGCCUGGCUCCACUGCCUUCACUGCUUGGACGCAUCUAGCGGAUCUGUUUCAGGACAAUCAGAACGCUCGUGCAGUCACCCUCGAGCAGGAGUUCUCUACUGUUCGCAUGGAGGCAUUCCCGACCGUCGCUGCCUACUGCCAGCGUCUGAAGACGCUUUCUGACCAGCUUCGUGAUGUUGGUGCUCCUGUGAACAAUCACCGUCUGGUUCUGCAGCUCAUCUCCGGCCUCACCGGUGCAUACAGGGGUAUUGCUACUUUGAUCCGUCAGAGCAAUCCGCUCCCCUCCUUUCAUCAGGCUCGCUCCAUGCUCACCUUAGAGGAAGCCAGUAUGGCUAAGAUGAAACCCCCUGAGUCUCAUGCUGCCUAUGUUGCUACUCAGCCGCGUUCUUCGGAUGCCUCUUCUCAGAGUUCUGAUCGCCGGACCUCCAACCGUUCACGAUCCCACAACUCUAAGGGUCGUGGUGGGAAUCGUGGAAACGGUGGAGGAUCCCGCAGUGGCACCUCUCAGGGCUCCUCUCCUCCGAUGCCUCCUCAGCAACAGUACUUCCCCUACCAGCAUUGGGGAUGGGCUCCACCUCCAUGGGCCAUGCCUCCGUGCCCAUAUCCUACUUCUCAGUGGACUCGUCCUCCUGCUCCUCCUCGGCAACCUGGCAUUCUGGGCCCGCGUCCUCAGGCUUAUGCUGCUUCGGCCUCCUCCGUGCCCACUGAUCUUGCCACUGCCAUGCACACCAUGACGCUUGCUCCUCCAGAUAGCACCUGGUACAUGGACACUGGAGCAUCAUCUCAUGUAGCAGCAUCACCAGACGGGGAUUCCACUCAUGAGAUGUAAUAGUCCUGGCGACCUAUACCUAGUCACUCCGUCUUUUCCAUUUGCUGGUAUAGCUCAGAGUCUCUGGCACAGUCGUCUUGGUCAUCCCAGUUCUUCUGCCUUGCGGUAUCUACGUAGUAAUAAGUUCAUUAGUUAUGAGCUUUUGAACUAUAGUCCGGUUUGUGAGUCUUGUGUGUUUGGCAAACAUGUUAGGUUGCCAUUUGUUUCUUCUAAUAAUGUUACUGUGAUGCCUUUUGACAUUUUACACAGUGAUCUAUGGACUUCUCCUGUUUUAUCGUCCGCUGGUCAUCGAUUUUAUGUUUUAUUCUUGGAUGAUUUCACGGA
Messenger RNA from Lotus japonicus, 2634 nucleotides. RefSeq lists its product as uncharacterized. Lineage: Eukaryota; Viridiplantae; Streptophyta; Magnoliopsida; Fabales; Fabaceae. The record is from RefSeq and is a predicted model, not a curated record. Bases 1126 to 2310 code for a protein of 394 amino acids. The transcript is spliced from 2 exons.